Messenger RNA from Ipomoea nil (Japanese morning glory), 1041 nucleotides. RefSeq lists its product as uncharacterized. Gene Ontology annotation, molecular function: nucleic acid binding; RNA-DNA hybrid ribonuclease activity. Bases 1 to 1041 code for a protein of 346 amino acids. The transcript is spliced from 5 exons. The record is from RefSeq and is a predicted model, not a curated record. Lineage: Eukaryota; Viridiplantae; Streptophyta; Magnoliopsida; Solanales; Convolvulaceae.
AUGGGGUUUAGGCGCCUACAUGAGAUGAAUAAAGCUCUUCUAGGAAAGCAGGCUUGGAGGUUGAUUUCCAACCCCACGAGUCUAGUGGCACGUGUGUUUAAAUCACGCUAUUACCCUGACUGUGACUUUUUUGAUGCCAGGGAGGGGAGCAAUCCGUCCUACAUAUGGCGGGGUAUGUUAGCAGUAAAAGAGUGCUUGAAGGAGGGAUGUAGAAGGGUAAUUGGCGAUGGUAAUGGGACUAUCAUUGGCAGGGAUCCUUGGCUACCAGUGGAUGAAAAUCCAUUUAUAGAAACGGAGCUGCAUCAGACAGUUUAUCAGGCCCCGGUGUCCUCCUUAAUGAAUUUACAUGUAUUCGUAAGCCUUGUGAUCAGUGGUUUUGGCAAUGGGAGCAGAAAGGAGCGUAUUCGAUUAAAUCUUGUUAUAAGCAGCUCACUUUGGUGCCUGCAAGUGAUCGCCCUUGGGCGAGUAUUUGGAGUUUGCAUGUCCCUCCAAAGACAAGUUCAGGAGUCGGCCAUGCACCUUUUUGUCCAGUGUGGGGAGGCAGUUCGGCUUUGGAAUAAGCUAGAAAUGUCGCAUGUAAGUGCCUACGAUGGUAAUAAUCUUGGAGAUUGGGCGUUGCUGUUUCUGGAUUGUUGGGGAAAUGCGAAUGAGAAGCUGCCAGCUGGUGUUGCCCACUCAGAUUCGCAUGUUGUGGAAGGCUGGGCAAGGCCAUCACAUGGGAGGCUAAAACUUAAUACAGAUGCUGCGCUAAAUGUUGAGGAUAAUGCUAUGGGUUUUGGAUGGGUCUUACGUGAUGAUGUUGGAAAUUUUCUGGCUGCCAAGAAUAUAAGAAUGCCCGGGUUAUGUGCGGUUAGGGAAGCAGAGGUGCUAUCUAUUCGGGAGGCAUUGAGUUGGUUAAGGGAUACAGGACUGGGUGCGGUGGAUGUGGAAACAGAUUGUCAGGGAGAUAAAAUGCAUGAGAACCAACUUUGUAACAAAAAGGUCAUGCGCACAAUGUGUUCUGUAAUAUGCGAUUUUAUUCCGACUAUUGCCGCUCACUAA